AUAUUUCGCGCAAUGGCUUUCCGUUUGUUGACCAAGGGUGCUGCAGUCUCUGCCGUCCGUCCUACUUUGAUGGCCACUCGCCAGACCAUUGGUGCCACUGCUAUGCGUAGCUACACCACCGAGAACAAGGUCGAAGAGCCCAAGAAGGCCUCUAUUUUGGAUGCUCUUCCCGGUAACUCCCUCGUUUCCAAGGCUGGUUUCCUUACAGCCGGUGGUGGUAUUUCCACUUUCUUGAUCUCCAAGGAAAUCUAUAUCCUUAACGAGGAGACUCUUGUCCUUGUUGCCUCUCUUGGUCUUCUCGGCGUACUCCUCAAGUACGUGCGUGAGCCCUUCACAACCAUGGCCAACGACCACAUUGCUCGCAUCAAGAACAUCUUGGUUCAGGCCCGUGAGGACCACAAGUCCGCUGUCCAGGAGCGUAUUGAGGAAGUUGGUCAAAUGAAGGAUUUGGUCGAUGUUACCAAGUCUCUCUUUGCUAUCUCCCGCGAGACCGCCGAGUUGGAGGCCGAGGCCUUUGUCCUCAAGCAGCAGGUCGCUGUUGCCCACGAGCUCAAGACCACUCUUGACUCCUGGGUCCGCCACGAGGCUAGCGUCCGCGAGCGCGAACAGAAGCAGUUGGCUGCCUACUUGAUCGAGAAGAUCCACAAAGACUUGCAGGACCCCAAGAUCCAGCAGCAGAUCCUCGACCAGGCUGUUUUGGACAUCCAGGCCGUUGCCUCCAAGUCUGCUUAAAUGUCUUAUUUUCCCCACUCUCCCUUGUUUCACUGUUCUCUAAUCAAUAAACAGAAAUAAAGCAUAUUGAAUACAUACAAUGCAAAUGCUCUUUAUUAUU
Messenger RNA from Phycomyces blakesleeanus NRRL 1555(-), 832 nucleotides. RefSeq names its product ATP synthase F0 subcomplex subunit B ATP4. The coding region runs from base 13 to 732 and encodes 239 amino acids. The transcript has 7 exons. Gene Ontology annotation, biological process: proton motive force-driven ATP synthesis. Gene Ontology annotation, molecular function: proton transmembrane transporter activity. NCBI's taxonomy places the organism in Eukaryota, Fungi, Mucoromycota, Mucoromycetes, Mucorales, Phycomycetaceae. The record is from RefSeq and is a predicted model, not a curated record.